AUCUGACCCGCGUCUACUUGUCUCUGAUAGUGCCUAUGUUCUUCACAGGCUUGGAACUGAGAAUUCAGCACUUUCAUCAGUGUAUUUAAUCGUGUUCUUUUUGGCAAUUGUCUUUAAAGCGGAGCAACGCUUUAACGAAUCGCGAUACGAUGAAAAAAAUGGCAGAAGCGUAUUGUGUUUUAGAUUAACCGUAGAUCAGGUCGUGAAGGGAGAGCUGGUAAAUCUCCGUUACGUACGAUACCAAAAUGUGCUUAAUCUACAGCUGUUCAUUGUUGAUAAUCUGAGCGGUUCGGAAAAAACACGCGUAACCUCGAUGAAGAUCUAUGGAACACCGUUGUGCACAACCAACAUGCAAGAGUUUAAGAGGGUUGCUGGCAAGAAAGGCGAGUUUCACUGA
This is a messenger RNA of Soboliphyme baturini, 397 nucleotides long. NCBI's taxonomy places the organism in Eukaryota, Metazoa, Nematoda, Enoplea, Dioctophymatida, Soboliphymatidae. The record is from the annotation of a GenBank genome assembly.